Messenger RNA from Paramecium pentaurelia, 894 nucleotides. Lineage: Eukaryota; Ciliophora; Oligohymenophorea; Peniculida; Parameciidae. The record is from the annotation of a GenBank genome assembly.
AUGUAAUAAUUGGAUUUACCAUUUGUCAGAAAACAAAAAUAAAAUACAGAUAUUUGGAAAGGUCCUAGUUUUAAGGAUUAUUCAUUUGAAGAAGAACGAACUUCACAUAUAUAUAAAAAAUAACAUAGAAGAAAAAGUUGUUAUUGUUAAUUAUGUGGUAAAAUGAGUCUCUUUCAAUAUACUUAUAUGAAUGUUUCCUCUUGUGUUAAUCAUAUUAAUAAAUCUUUAAUUCUUCAAUAAGAUAUUGAAAAACAAUAAGAACUUGAAAAAUAAAAACUUAUUACAGAUCAUAGAUUAUUUAGAGAUUACAUUAAUUAAUAAAAUAAUAAUAGGAGUAAAUCUAUAGAUUUGAUUAAUACAAAUUUUAUUAAUAAUUAUUUAAGAGAUAGGAAUAGAAAAAGUUGUGAAUGUAAUGAAUGUGGAAUAUAGAGUACUUUCUAAUAAAAAUAUUAAAAUUUGCAUUUGUUUAAAUAAUAAAUACUGGCAAAUCAAUUUAGAAUUAAAAAGAUUUUAAAAAGACCAUAAUUUAGAAAGUAAAAUACAGAAUAAUUUUCACCUGUUAAAAAUGGAGAGUUUAGAUAUUUAAAGAAAAGAAUACUUGAAAUAGAUCUUAAUAAUUCAAAAAAUGAAAAUCCAUUAUUAAAAAAGUUUCAAGUAAAAUAACCUUAAACAUAAAGAGUUUUACGUCAUCAAUAAUCAUUAAAUUUAUUUGAAACAAAUACUAAAACUAAAUAUGAUAUACAUUCACCUUUAGAAAAUAAAAAAUAAAUAUUACCUUAUUUAUAAUUUAAUUAAAACAGAAGUCCUCCUUAAAAAAAUACAAAAAAAAGUAUAAUUACAAAUCAAUAAAAAGAAUACUUUAAAAAACAUAAUUAAAAAUCUGGUAUUUUUUGA